UUCCUCACGGUUCUGUAGGAUCGAUUACCUUGCUUUAAACUUCCUCACUCUAGGUGUGUGUUGUUGAGCUCAACGCUGCAUUUGUUGUUUGUUUGGUUGCUGAAAUUUCUCUCCUUUUUUUGCUCUUUGUAAGGCUGCAUUAUACAAUUCCCAUAUAUCAUUCACAUCUCUCUCUAGUAAUUAUUACUACUAUUCAAUUACACGAAACAACAUCAUAUUUAAUACGAUAACAUACACAAUAUUCAAUCAUCAACAACAACACAAUUGAAACAACAAUUCAUUACCCAUUUUUCUAAAAUCAAGUCAUUACUCAUCAACUAGGAUUUUGCAUAAUAUUAUCACAAAAUAUCUUAGACCACACAAUUAAUUGAAAAAAUCAUCAACAUUGAAAUGUCUUCCUCACUUACUAUUGAAGUUGUAGAAGAAGGUACAUCCGAUUUGGAUUUUCUAACAAUGACACCAUCAAAUUUUGAUUUUACAAGUGACAGUUUACCUUCCUUCUCCAAUUGUAUUGAUUUUUGUCCCAAUCCAUCCCUUUUACCACCAAUUAUCAACACUUUCCGUCAAGAAACUACUGACAAUCCUCCCACCAAUGCAGCUUAUUUCCCCAAUCUUUCCUCCGAAUUACUUACAAAACAGCAACCAAAGCGUAGAGUUACCAACAACCAAAGUUUUGAUAGAAGAACAAUUGACUUGCAUCCUACAAAAAAUCUAUCCUCACUUUCUCACAAAAAAUCCGAAUCCAUUGGAGUUUCAAAUUCCGUUCCUCAAUUUUCCCCUCCGACAGAAGGUGUGAAUUCUGUAAAGAUCCCAACAAGUGGUACCACAACUCAACCACAACGUUCAAAGCUUAGAAGACUUAGAAAGCCAAUGAACAAUACCAAAAAGUCAUCAAGUCCUACCUCACUUCCAGCUCAGACUUCAAAUCUUUCUAUCGAUACCAAUACUGGUUUUGAUUAUUCACAAAGAUUGAAGACUCCUAGUAGCUCUAGUGUGAAUAGUGAAACUUAUCCAUUAUUCCCUGAAAACUCUAACACUUCUCAAGUUGACCAAUCCAUUGACGAAGAUGAUGUCUUCUUGAAGGAGGAAGAAAUCACUGAAUAUUGUAGUGAUAGAGUUAACUAUUCUGCUAGUGCUUUUGACUCUUAUCAACUUGAAGAUAUGGAUUCUCAAGAUAUGUUUGAUAGUUUCACACCAAUUAUCUUGCAUUCUGAAGAUCCAUUCAUGGAUGAUGAAGAAGUCACCAAUGCCUUCUUGUAUUCACAACCUCAACAUAAUAUGGAUACUUUGAAUGGUAUUGUUAUUCCAUCUCCUCUAUUGAUGACUCAACCAAACAAUCCCUCUUCCUUAUUGCCUCACUACAUUCCACCAAUCCAAGAUAAGAGCAUUGCUGACAAGUCUAAAAAAUCCCUUAGAAGACCUUCUAAAAACAAAUCAUCUCAAAAACCAAUUUUACCUUCCAAUUUGAGAAAUGAAGUUUUUCCUUCCUUGAUUAGGGUUGAAUCAAAAGAGACAGUACAAUCUACUGCCUCCGAUUUAAGUGAAAGUUCUUCACAAACUUCUAUUCCAUCUAGAAGCAAAUCUCAAGCUAUCCACCACUCAAAUAGUGGUGUUUCAAAUGUUCAAACCCACUCAAAACCUAAGCAACCAGACAAUCCUAACAAACAAAUUACCUUUUGUGACAGUGGAUAUGAAUUGCCAGCAACCAAAAAAUCAACACCUACUCCUCAAAUUCAGUUCGUUUCAAACACCCCAAAGGCUCCACAAGGUAUUUCCAAACCAUGUAAGAUGUCUACAUCUAGUGGUUGGAAGUUCCACAACUUUGACAGAGAGAAGCAACCAAUUAGAGAUUCUAGUGGUUUGACCUAUCACUUUUAUCAACCAAAGUCAAAAAUUGCUGCUACAACUCAAUAAAGCAUUUUUGAAAGUUAAUUUA
Molecule: messenger RNA, 1936 nt
Organism: Naegleria gruberi
Lineage: Eukaryota; Heterolobosea; Eutetramitea; Acrasida; Naegleriidae
Exons: 1
Coding region: 391-1914 (507 amino acids)
Source: RefSeq, a predicted model, not a curated record